AAAUAUUAGAAGUAUCUAAAUAUCUAUCAUAAUUAAUCUAUAAUAUCUAUCCAAUUUCUACACGAUCUCCAUCAAAUAUAUUAUUUAAAUUUAUUCAUGCGCAACGCAUGUCAUGCAUUGCUAGUAUUACAAAUGUUUAAAAUUCUUAACCUGUAAGGCAGAAUGGGAUCCUACGAAAAGAAAAAAACUUCUUAUGCACUUGUUCUUGAGUUGGUUUGGCUUGAAGUGAUGUCACCUCAAGUUAGUUGGUUACCAUGUCACUUCCAACUGUUUGAAGCCUUUGAUGAGCAAGAAGACAGUGUUGUAAUUCUUGAGGAUGAUUCUUCGAAGAAAAAGUUUCAUAAGCAAGUGCAUGAGACUCUUUUAUUUUCCAUCACUGAAGAAGAGUGGAAAUAAACCCCUUUUUUUUUUGUGAUAGCUAUCAGGUUCGUAGAAUGACCGAUGGAACCAACUGAAUACUAUGUUCUCAUAAAUUGAUCGAAGUUUGAUACACUACUUUGAAGAAAGAGAUGAGAUGAUCUACCUGCCUUAUUUUUACAUAGACGAGGAAUCACUCGCUAACUAACAAGAGGUCGACAAUGUGACCUUUAUUUCCCACAAGAGUACGAGCCACUAUAAUAGAAAAUGCAUAAGAAUAGAAUGAUCCAGUGAGGAGUUGGAAUGUCAUUAGCAUUUUUCAUUUUUAUUGAAACUGUAUAAAAGCCACAGCAUGCAACAAAAAAGAAUGCCCCGGAGAGAAAGCGUGAUUCAAUUCCAAGUUUUUGGGUCAAUUGUAUGCUAAAAAGAACCAAGUUUAUUGGUCUUGAAUAUCUCUUGGCAAAAAAGUUGAUCUAAAAAACUAAUGGCAACACAAAAACGAGUUGAAAGAUAGCAAGGUGGAUGCCCACGCGUUCCGCACAUCUGGACUUUAGAGUAGUGUAAAUGGUAGAUUUUAGCCUUUUCCAAGACUUGGUUCUUGUAGCCAUUUUUUGGUCAUAUAUUUCUUAUGCUCUGUACAGGCUAACUCUUGGUUUUUUUGUUGGCAAAUAAGAAGGCAAGAUAUUUUGGCAAACUCUGGGGCUUCUCUUGGAGAGUUUUAGGGUCACUUAGACUUUUGUCAAAGCAUAAUGGAACUAUGCUUGUUGGGCAAGUCAUUCUGCAUUUCUGUGUUCUUUUUGUUGUUUUUUGUCACAUUGGUUAUCUCUGGAGGUCUCUCAUCCUUUACCAGCUUUUGUAGUGCCUUUUUUUCUUCAUGUUUUUUAUAUUCUAUUUUUCUUGCAAAAUUAACUAAAAGAAGUAAAAAUAAAAAGUGUAAGUCAAGGGUUGUGUAAUCUCGGAGGUAAAGUAUUGCAAAGAAAAGGUUAUCUAGCAGUCAAGCUAAGAUCCUAACUGAUGUAUGCUUGGUUUUGAAGUUGGUGACUUCAAUUCAAUCUUGGUUCCUCAUACUCUAUGGACUUUGAAAUUUUGAAGAAGGUUGAAUAGCAGAUCAUCUUUUAACUGAUGUAAACCAAGUGUUUUACGAGAUAAUUACCAAUUUGCUGCUCUUUCUUUUAGAUGAAGUUGAUAGAAGUGUGAAAUGUCAUCAAGAUUCGACAAUUUAGAAUUUGGAUUACUGCAACUUCAUGUGUGAUUUGCUUUUAUUUUUUUUGGCAUAAAUGUUGGCCUGAAUAUAGCAAUGAGCAGUAGCAUGAUGUGUUGUGAGACGUUAUAUUUUGGUUCUUUGAUUGUAUACAAUAGACAGAUUUUUCACUGGAAACUGUUGAUAUGUGUACAUGCGGAUAUGAUCUGUUGUACCUCAGAAGGCAGGUCAUGCAAUUCGUUUGGUGUAUCUUCAUAUCUUUCGGCUGAAAUGUUGAUACCCUUUUGCAAGGGGCUAAGGAACUCAUUAUUGAAACAAUUGGCUGGAAAUUCAGUUGGUAUAAAAAUACAUGCUGUGUUUGUUUCCAAAGCUUCAGGCAGAAUACUCUCCAAGUAUGCUGGCAUUGCUGAUGUGGAACUGUGGAUAAUCCCCAGCUUUGAGAACUCGGCAUGGUCAAUCAUGGCUAUAUCUUUCAUUUCAUUACUUGCCAUGUCUGCAGUGCUGGCAACUUGUUUCUUUGUAAGAAGGCAUCGCAUAAGACGAGAACAACCUCGAGCUUCACAUGUUCGGGAAUUCCAUGGGAUGAGCAGUCGUCUGGUGAAAGCCAUGCCAAGCCUAAUAUUUACAGCUGUUUUAGAGGACAAUUGCACUUCAAGAACAUGUGCGAUAUGCCUUGAAGACUAUAGUGUUGGAGAGAAGCUUAGAAUUCUGCCCUGCCGUCAUAAGUUCCAUGCGGAUUGUGUCGAUGCUUGGCUUACAUCAUGGAGAACAUUUUGCCCUGUUUGCAAACGUGAUGCAAGAACUAACACAGGUGACCUGCCAGCAUCAGAGCGUACUCCACUGCUUUCCUCCACCCCAUCUUCUGUUUCUACUUCUAUGUUGUCAUCUGUGAGGUCGUCAUCCUCAGCCAUACAAAUUGUUCCAGCAUCGUCAAGGUCCCCUUCACUUUCUCAUUCUCAUUCCAUCUCUAGCACUCCUUGUAACUCUCAAUCCCUUCAGUCCUACCACCAAUCUCCUUAUCUUAGUGUAGGCCAGAGCUCUAUAGACCUUAGAAACACAUCAUCCCAAAGAUCUCAUGCUUCCUAUCUAGUUUCAUCGCAAUCCAUCUGUUACCCUUCGUUGUCGCAUCUUAAUUCCAGAUACAUGUCUCCAUAUAAUCGAAGUAUGGUAAAUGUUUCAACAAGUUACAUUCAGCAGCCACACCCAAUGCACUGUAGCCGAAGCUUUGUAGACCUUAGAAAUGCAUCUUCCCAACGAUCUCAAGCUUCCCAUGUAGUUUCAUUUCAAUCAGUCGGUUACCCUUCGUUAUCACCUCUCAAUUCCAGAUACAUGUCUCCAUAUAAUCGAAGUGCAGGCAAUGCUUCACCGAGCUACAUUGGGUCUUCUGGUCAGCAGCCAAACCCACUGCACUAUAGUGAGUCAGCUGCAAGUUUUUCUCCUUUUGCUUCGGCUCAGUCUCUUCCAGGAUGUUGA
This is a messenger RNA of Ilex paraguariensis (yerba mate), 3031 nucleotides long. The record is from the annotation of a GenBank genome assembly. Lineage: Eukaryota; Viridiplantae; Streptophyta; Magnoliopsida; Aquifoliales; Aquifoliaceae.